AUAUUUAACUAGUUAGUAAUGUAGAAUUUUCUUUUGUAACUUUGUCUUAUUAUGUGAUGUGUCAGCUCAGCUAACAUCAUUGAACAUAAAUGAAAUCCUAUCCUAAAUGUAAUUUAAGUCAGGUGGCAAAUUUGGUUUUGAGACUAUUGUCGUUUUUAAAUAGUCAUAGACAAAGUCAUAGACAUUCAUAUUUAAGAUGUGUAACAUCUGUCUGUCUUAGGGAAAUGUGUUACCUGCCUUAUGGUAAAGUCUUAAUGACCAAAUUAAUGUUUAUUAGCAUGCUAAUCGCUAAUCAUGAGUUAAGCUAAUUGCUAAUUAGCCACCAUGCUGGGCGGACUUUGGCAAGAAUAUGUACAAGUUACCUCUGUGUCCAGAAUGUAAACUCACAUAGUUCAUGUUAUUUUAAGCUAAAUGCCAAAGGAAUAUGUUGCUUUAGACAUCAUGGUUUUACUCCUUAUGUUAGGGAGUAAAGUGUGUUUUGCAUUUAAUAUAAGUUAGAAUGAGCUAUAAAACAGAACUCUUAUUGUUUAGCAAAGUCAGCAUCACAUUCACUGUCCAAUGGAUAUUACUGUGAUGGAUAUUACAUGGCCAAUACAAACGUGGGUUCAUAUAAUCUUUAAAAUGGAUGGCAUUUCAAUUAGGUUUUUGUAUAUGUAUAUUUGUUUUAAAUGUAAACAUACUGCAUACAACAUGUGGGUUAUUCUGUAUCAAAUCAGACAGAAUCCAGGAAAGUGCAGCAUGAUCUCAGAUUUUGUUUUUUGGCCCUUGAUAUUUUUUAAUUUUUAAACUCUCAAAAAGGUAUUAUCUGGGAAGCCAUGUUUGACAUUAAUAUCUUGAAAAGUAUUAUUCCUAGCCUCAUCAAACUUUGUAGGAUCGAAGACAAACAUGUUCUCAGUAUGACCGAACCAUCAAAAGUACUACAUGCCUAUUGAUUUUCUAUCAGGCCCCAGAUUUGGAGAAAAAAAGUGCAAAAUUCCUAAACAAGAGUCAUUUUGAGGGCAUUAUGAACCCAUUUUUUGCAUCCAUAUGGUAUCAAUCAUUAUUUUUUUAUUCAAAUACAGUCUUUUAUUAAUUUUGUGCCAAUAUUUGAGAUCUCUACCACUAAUGGACAUUGAGAUAUUAUGAAUAAAACAAGACAUGCUAUGUGGGGUAGCUGGUGUCCUUUAGUGUACAAUGUCCUUCCUUGUUCCCUUCAUAGAUAAAUACACAUAGUUAAAGGCAUUGUUUUAACUCUAGGAAAAUAAACAUCCAUAAUGAAGAAGCAGCUGAAGAAGCUUAUUAUCUGUACUUAUGUGCGUCCCAGCCUCUGAAAUAUUGAUUGGAGUAAAGAAAUACAUGUUGUCUGUAGGCUCAUUUUACUAUAUGUCAUUAAAAAAUAAUUAAUAAACACAUCCAACCUUUUAUGUGGAAACACAUUUAUAAACUUCCACUGGAGCUUGAGAGGGACAUUUAGGAUACCACUUAUUCCUCCUGAUACCAGAGGUUUUAUCAAAAUAUUUCACUUAUUUUCAAUAUCCAGGACCUUACUGGAGACACAAUUUUCAAAUGCCCUCCAUCAACCAAGGCAACUGUCUGUCAAGAGCAUAUAACACUUUGUAGUUUCUUAGGGUUCAAUUUGUAGGCUGUAACAAGUCUGACUUCUUUAUUAUAAACUGUUGUAAUUGUGAUAAGGCUAAUGCUAUUUUAAUGCAUAUUUGUUGAAGUUAUGUUUGUAGUUAAGUGUAUGAUUUUUUGCUCUUUAUAGACGUUUUCAAUGAAUACAGCCACUAAUCAAAUAAAUACAGGGUUAUACUGAUAAUAUUGGUACUAAUGAUUCAACAAAGGUGAAUUUAUUCACAAUAACAGUUGUAGACAUUGACAAAUCUCACCCUGAUCAAAGAGUGUGUCCAAAUUGAAACAGUUCUGCUGGUGGCCACCACACAAGUGAGCAAGUCUGAUCUGUUUCUACAAAGACUGAACUGCAGAUUACGUGUUUUUUUAAUUGUUUGUGAUCUUUUGGAUUCCAUACUGAGGCACAGUAAGGAAUGUUGAUGCUCAGGUUCUGAGAACUGGGUUGAAAGAUAUAACUUCCAGUUCAGCACGCAGAAGCUGUACUUUAGAGUAACAAAAGAGAACUUUUGAUGAGGGCUUUGCAAAGGUUCAUUUGAGAUUACUAUAAAACCUGUUUCUGUGUGAGACAGCAAUUAAUUAUAGAGCACUUAUAGCACUUGUUGAUUGAGGUGAUGGCACAGACUCAAAGAGGUAAGUCACUAAAACAACAAGAAAAUUUUUUAUAGGUGAUCACAGAGCACCAUGAAUAAUGGAGAACAUCAUGCUUUACCACCUUGUUGAUAUGAUAUCUUCAAUUGGUUCACACUAAUUUGACAUAGUGUUAACCAACAUGUCCUAUGCUUAGAAAGAAUUCAGGAGAAAGAUUCACCAACAUUUUCAUCUUCAUUACAGCUACAGACUGUGUUCAACCACCACAGCUUGAUCUGUCUGCCAUGGAGGAGGGUUCAGUACAGGGUGUGUUCAAACACUGCAAGUUAAUCCAUCUGCCAAGAAACACUGUGCAGGCAGAAGACCUCAGCCCGACCCCAGCCCUGUCUCCAGUCCUCCUGCCUCGCCGGCUCAGCCCAUCCCUCUGCCUGGCUCCCGGCUCCAUCCCUUAUACCCAGCCUCAUGCUGAGCCCAAGCCCCCAGGUUCCCCAGGUACCGGUCCAGACCUUGGCCCCAGCCUCCCAGUUUUACCGCCUUAUGCCCCUGGACUUUCCUUCCUGGUUCCCAGUACAUCCACCUGCUCACCUGUUGCCACUCCCCAAUUGUCUUCACUUGCGGCUCAUUACCCCAUCAGUCCCAGUACUACAUAUACCAGUCCUCUGUAAUUCAUUCUCUGCCAGUUUGUCUAUGUUGCUUUGUUGUAGACUUGCGCUACAGCCACCAUGUAUCCUCCUGUUUCUUAUCUGUUACCUGUUCCUGUUGUUACUUGGUAGGCAGAAGGUCAAAACGUGGUUUUGACCUGCCUGCCUUGCCCUUUUGGACUUCUUUGCCUGUUUUGGACUGCCUUUGCCACCUGUAAGCCUGUUGUUUCAGAUUUUGAUUA
Molecule: messenger RNA, 3082 nt
Organism: Thunnus maccoyii (southern bluefin tuna)
Lineage: Eukaryota; Metazoa; Chordata; Actinopteri; Scombriformes; Scombridae
Product: merozoite surface protein CMZ-8-like
Exons: 4
Coding region: 2388-2864 (158 amino acids)
Source: RefSeq, a predicted model, not a curated record